Molecule: messenger RNA, 753 nt
Organism: Capsicum annuum
Lineage: Eukaryota; Viridiplantae; Streptophyta; Magnoliopsida; Solanales; Solanaceae
Exons: 5
Coding region: 1-753 (250 amino acids)
Source: RefSeq, a predicted model, not a curated record
AUGGUGAUGAUAAAGGAAAAUGAGACGUGGGAGGUUGUUGAGAAACCUCUUGACAGAAAGAUCAUUGGUGUCAAAUGGGUCUUUAGAACAAAGUUGAAAGCAGAUGGUUCCAUCAAUAAAAACAAAGUAGGGCUUGUAGUGAAGUUUGUUGAUGAGUUUAAAGAAGAAAUAAUGCAAGUUCUUGAAAUGACAGAUCUUGGUCUUAUGUCCUAUUUUCUUGGGAUGGAGAUCAAGCAAAGCAAAAGUGAAGAGUUCAUUUGCCAAAAGAAAUACGCAAAGGAAAUUCUGAAGAAAUUUCAAAUGAAGGAUUGCAAGCCGACGAGCACACCAAUGAAUCAAAAUGAGAAAUAUUAUAAAGAUGAUGGAGCCGAUAAAGUUGAUGAAGGGUAUUAUAGAAGCUUGAUUGGAUGCUUAAUGUAUCGCAAUGCGACAAGGCCAUAUAUUCUAUUUGUUAUACACUGUUUCAAUGAAUCGUUGCACUAUUUCGCGAACAGAUGCACUGUUUUCGAUGAACAGAUGAACUAUUUUUAUAAACAGAUGCAUUAUUCCAGUGAACUGAUGCACUGUUUCAGCAAACUAAUGCAAUGUUUCGAUGAAAGGACACAAUGUUUCACACGAACUGCCAAGCGCCUAUCAGAAACAGCCUGUCUGCCCCAUUUUGUGGGACUACAGUGGAGAUGUGAAAGAACAUCUGCGGCAGUCUGGUUCUCAGGGGAGGGCUGCUAUCAUGAGGAUGAUGAAGGAGUGUGCUAA